This is a messenger RNA of Manihot esculenta (cassava), 1622 nucleotides long. RefSeq lists its product as uncharacterized. The transcript has 3 exons. Bases 706 to 1344 code for a protein of 212 amino acids. The record is from RefSeq and is a predicted model, not a curated record. NCBI's taxonomy places the organism in Eukaryota, Viridiplantae, Streptophyta, Magnoliopsida, Malpighiales, Euphorbiaceae.
GUCCCUUUGCUCUGUUCUUCAUCCGUGUCAUGUGAAGCAGUUAUUUUAUCCCUUACUUUCUCCAGAUCCAAACAUCCUGUUUUAUGAACUACUCUCUCCUCUCUCUCUCUCUUUCUCUCUUGUUGUGAUUUAAACGUCUGCUGUGAAAGCUUAAGGCAAUUCCAAUCUCUAUACCAUUUAAACCAGGUUUAUGGUUAAUCUCUCUGGGCCCUCGUCAAUGACUGGAGUUGAAAACUUGAAAUGAGAUUUAUAAUGUGUUGGAUACCAUUAAGGAAGGCCAUGUGAGCUGUUUUGUACCAGAGUGCUUGCAUUUGUAGUUUUGAUUGGCUCUGUGGUUUUAUUCUUGUGCACAAAAUGGGUAAAUGCAAGGGUUGCGGAAAAUUAGGAAGAAUGGUGCCAAGGGAUGAGUCGGUGAAUGUUUACCAUUUUUCUCUUUUGCUAUCUCCUGUUGUUUCUGUUUGGGAUUGUGUUGUGCGGAAGAUGAGGUAUUCCUUCAGACCUGAGUGGGUGUAGUUGUGAGGCUUCUGAGAUAUUAUAAGUUCUUCUAUACUGAAAUAGUUAGUAAAUUAUUAAGGUAUUAAACAUAGGAAAUACAAGAUAGAGAAGGAAACAUAAUCAUAGGGAAAUGUACAAGUUUUAGAGGAUUUCUUUUUAAGGUAAAAAAGUAGAGCAAACAGGUCAGUAUUCAUAGGUUGGUUGUUUUUCAUGGAUAGUAUAGCGUGUAAUAAAGUGCAACCUGUUGUGAGGAAAGUGAAGAAAAAGCAGGUGAAAGGUGAGUUGGAUCGUCUCAAACAGGCUGAGAAGAAAAAGAGGCGCUUGGAGAAAGCACUUGCUACUUCUGCGGCCAUCAUAUCUGAACUAGAGAAAAAGAAACAGAAAAAAAAGGAAGAACAGCAAAGGCUUGAUGAAGAAGGCGCUGCAAUAGCAGAGGCUGUUGCUCUGCAUGUGUUACUUGGUGAAGACUCUGAUGAUCCAUGUAAAAUUGUGCUAAACGAAGAAGAUGGGUUCAACACUUGGCACUGUGCUGGUAGUAUCAACCUCCUUAUGGGGGAGCAGAGAGCAUGCCUUCCGCAUCAGGACUGCUUAAGUCAUUCACAUGAAAGAGUCAAGUGGAUUUCCAAUGCUUGUGGAACUGGAAGCGAGUGGAGUAAAAUGGAAAACGGCAACUGGGCAUUUUCAUGUGGGUCUUUUAGAAGAGAUUUUCAUGCGCCAUGCUUGGAGGAUGCAAGUUGGGGGACAACAGAAUUCUCAGCUGAUGUUAUUGCAGCACAGGCUGUUUCAUCACUCCAGAUUGCGGAGGAUGCACACGUUGACACAAUUGUCUUUGAUGGAAUGGUGGGAUGAUAGAUGGAAAGCACUCUGUUGCCCAUUAAAUUGAGUCGUGAUCUUGGUAGAGAGAAUAAUGGUAUUGUAUAUAGUUCUUUUAAGUCCCGUCUUUGUUUAUCAGAUCCGUAUGUUGGUGCUUCUACUUUCAACAAGUGUUGCAUUAUUGUUCUUCCCGUGUUGUCCUUUACUUGUACAAAGAUUGGUUGCGCGUGAUAGAGUUUUCCUCAUGGGUUGAAAAACUGUUGGUAUGAUGUAUUGUUUGCAUGUGGAAUGACUUUUCUAAGUUUCUUUUAGUA